This is a messenger RNA of Pundamilia nyererei, 1232 nucleotides long. RefSeq lists its product as uncharacterized. The transcript is spliced from 8 exons. Bases 462 to 1232 code for a protein of 256 amino acids. Lineage: Eukaryota; Metazoa; Chordata; Actinopteri; Cichliformes; Cichlidae. The record is from RefSeq and is a predicted model, not a curated record.
GCUGCAAGUCCGCUGCCAGCCAAAACUUUGUUAAAAAUCAGUAGGCCCUACCAAUUAGACAGUUAUGUUCAAGUCAUUACUUAAUUAACACACUCACAGCGAUGUUAUAGAAGACAUGGACUGUGAAUUACAGCGUGCAUAUUUCGCGACACUCCCGCCUUUGAGUCAGUACUCGGGGCAUAUUGUCGCUUCAGUUUUCUAGAGUGCGCGGGUGAAGUACAAACUGUAAACAGCGCCAUUGUUGUGCUAACGGAGGAUAUUGGCUAGAAGAAAACGUUAUAUUUGGUCUUUGUAUGGCUAAAUAGUUAUUUUUUACAUGAUUUUUUUAAGGUGUUCACGUGAGGGCUAACAAACUAGAGAGUAAACGAACACGAAAUGAUUAUUACCUGUUAACUCUGGUCUCGCGGUCAGAAACAGUCGGCUAACCAUACUGUUGAAAUAACGACAGCCAGCUAACACAAAUGGAGAUGGAGUACCCAGUCCUAAAGAGACCCAAGAGGAAGCUCUGUUACAUUACUGAGAAUGAAAGCCCAGCUAAGCACUGGGAAGGUACGUUGACACUGCAAGAUAUUGAUAAGAUCUUUGAUGACAUGGAUUCAGCCUCACAUGCAAAUCUACAGCCCCCCUCUCCUCUGCUCCAGACUUCUGAUUCAGAAAUACACCAGAAUAAGAGUGAGGACUCGGUCCCCCCAGAGCGACAGCUGAUAAAAAAACCUCCAGGACACCAAUUAGUAAUGGGAGAUGAUGGAGAUGUCUUGCAUCCUGCAAGUACUGAACUGGAUAUCGAUUUGGACAUCCCCUUUAAAGGACAUCACCCAGUAAAGACUUCCAGUCCAGCAGAACAAAGUUUGGCUGCUGAAGAAGAAAAGCAAGACGAUGAAAAAGCACAAGUUGUGUCCCCAAUUCUUUUUAUGUGUGAAGAUGAAGGAAUAGAAGAGUUGAAGAAAGACUCUCUACCCACCCAGAAUCCCCAGUGUAAUGGACAAGUCACAGAGGAGAACGGCAAGUCUGGAUUGGAGUCUCCCCCAAGCAAGAUUGAUUUAACAAAGAUAUCUGGCCACAAGAAGGAGAUUGAAUUACAAGGGAGUCAAGAAAGCACACAGCCAGCUGUUCAAACAGUGAGCCGGAAGCCUGAAGUCGCAGCUCCUGUGGCAUCCACACGAGCGGGAAAAGAUAUGACAGCUUUUCUGCAGAAACUGAAACAUGCAGCACAGUCAAAACCUUUCAGGUGA